Messenger RNA from Pelecanus crispus (Dalmatian pelican), 1045 nucleotides. The record is from RefSeq and is a predicted model, not a curated record. NCBI's taxonomy places the organism in Eukaryota, Metazoa, Chordata, Aves, Pelecaniformes, Pelecanidae.
GGACCUGCUGGUCCUCCCCAGGGAGGCGGUGGUGGAGAGCCGCAGAGGGGGGAGCGGAUGCUUGGCAGCGGGGCAGGCGCUGCCGCAGUGCCCCAGCUACUGGUUUUGGGUUGUUCCGUCUCAGUUACCAACCGUGUCCUUGGUCUGGGAGUGGAGGCCUGCAGUGAUGCUGGCAGCCAUCGACUGUGCUGACGAGGCCAACCAGCAAGUGUGCGCUGAUUUUGGGAUAACCGGCUUCCCCACACUGAAGUUCUUCAGAGCUUUUAGCAAGAAUGCAGAGGAUGGGAUAAGGAUUACCAAUCCCAGUGCCACCAUCGAGGACCUGCGCCAUGCCAUCAUCACGAACCUCGAGCAGAGCCAGGACGCUUGGCCGCCCGCCUGUCCUCCACUGGAGCCAGCAAGUGCAGAGGAGAUUCGCAGCUACUUCCAGAGGAACAAGGACCAGUACCUGGCACUGAUCUUCGAGAAAAGUGACUCCUUUGUGGGCAGAGAGGUGGCGCUGGACAUGCUGCAGUACGAGAACGUGGCAGUGAGGAGGGUGCUGAGCAGCGAGGAGGAGCUUGUGGAAAAGUUCGGUGUCACCACCUUCCCCUCCGGUUACCUGCUCCUCCGCAACGGCUCCUUCUCCCGCCUGCCCGUGCAUGUGGAGGCGCGCUCCUUCUACACCUACUACCUGCGCACGCUCUCGGGUGUCACCCGCGGCUCCUACAAGCUGAACACAACCGUCGGCACUUCCAACGAGACCAGCGCAUCCCAACCGAAGCGUGCCGACCGCUCCAAAGUGUACAUGGCCGACCUGGAGUCCACGCUGCACUACUCCCUGCGGGUGGAGGCUGGCCCCCCCCACACUGUCACGCGACCCGCCACACUGUCAGGAGCCCAGCUGGCCGCCUUCAAGUGCUAUGUAGCCACGCUGGUGAAGUACUUCCCCGGGCGCCCCUGCGUGCAGACCUAUCUGCAGUCCCUGGACGGCUGGCUGAGGAACUGGACGGAGCCCGAGCUGCCCCGCAGCACCUUGAAGGAGGCCACGAAGAAUAACAGAGAU